Messenger RNA from Myxocyprinus asiaticus (Chinese sucker), 1962 nucleotides. RefSeq names its product long-chain-fatty-acid--CoA ligase 6-like. The record is from RefSeq and is a predicted model, not a curated record. Lineage: Eukaryota; Metazoa; Chordata; Actinopteri; Cypriniformes; Catostomidae. Bases 4 to 1962 code for a protein of 652 amino acids. The transcript has 20 exons. Gene Ontology annotation, molecular function: arachidonate-CoA ligase activity. Gene Ontology annotation, biological process: long-chain fatty-acyl-CoA biosynthetic process; long-chain fatty acid metabolic process; very long-chain fatty acid metabolic process. Gene Ontology annotation, cellular component: membrane; endoplasmic reticulum.
UCCAUGCUUAUAGAGAAGAUGCUGUCACGGGAUCUGCUGCUUAGUCUUCAGCUCCCUGAGCUGGAUGAUCUGGGUCAGUUCAUACAAUCCCUGCCCACCUCCACAUUGGUGGGUUUAGGUGUGCUCACCACUGUGCUAGCAUACUGGUUCGUGGCACGCCCUCGUGCUAUUAUUCCACCCUGUGACCUCUGGCACCAGUCACAGGAAGUAGAGAUGGAAGAUGGUGCUCACAAGUCCAUGAUAAGCAACAGCUCCAAGCUGCUCUCAUACUACCAUGAAGACGCCAAGACAAUGUAUGAGGUGUUCCAGCGAGGGCUGCAUAUAACUGGUGAUGGGCCAUUUUUAGGCUCCAGACUCCCCAGUCAGCCCUACAAAUGGCUGUCUUACAAAGAGGUCUUCAGCAGGGCGGAGCAUUUGGGGUCUGGUUUGCUGUCUCACGGUUGUCAGCCCAACACUGAUCAGUUCAUUGGGGUGUUUGCACAGAACAGGCCAGAGUGGAUCAUUUCUGAGCUGGCAUGCUACACAUAUUCAAUGGUGGUGGUGCCACUUUAUGAUACUCUAGGACCUGAUGCUAUACGGUAUAUCAUUAACACAGGCCUGAAAUAUAAUCUUCACAUGUAUGCUUUGGGUAGAGAGCACUGUAGGAAGCCAGUGCCACCUCAGCCUGAUGACCUGUCCAUUGUCUGUUUUACCAGUGGCACCACAGGAAAUCCAAAGGGGGUGAUGCUGACCCACGGGAAUGUUGUUGCUGACUUUGGUGGCUUUUUGAAAGUGACAGAUAAAGUGAUCUUUCCGAACCAAGAUGAUGUUCUCAUUUCCUUCCUGCCUCUUGCCCACAUGUUUGAGAGGCUGAUUGAGUCAGCUGUUAUCUGUCAUGGUGGGAGGAUUGGCUUUUUCCAAGGUGAUAUUCAUUUUCUACCGGAUGACAUGAAGACUCUCAGACCCACCAUUUUCCCUGUGGUGCCUCGUCUCCUAAACCGUAUGUAUGACAAGAUCUUUAGUCAGGCCAACACCCCACUGAAAUGCUGGCUGCUGAAUUUUGCAGCCAAGAGAAAAGGAGCCGAAGUGAGUAGAGGUGUCAUCCGCAGCGACAGCAUAUGGGACAAGAUCUUCUUCCAUAAGAUCCAGGCCAGUCUGGGUGGGAGGUUACGUAUGAUCAUCACUGGAGCGGCCCCUGCCUCCCUAUCAGUACUGGGCUUCCUGAGAGCAGCUCUGGGGUGUCAGGUUUAUGAGGCCUACGGUCAGAAAGAGUGCACUGCUGGUUGCACAUUUACCACUCCUGGAGACUGGACAUCUGGUCAUGUAGGUGCACCUCUGCCAUGUAAUCUCAUCAAACUUGUGGAUGUGGCAGAGAAGAACUACUUUGCUGCUAAAAGAGAGGGAGAGAUUUGUGUAAAAGGCCCAAACGUGUUUAAGGGUUAUCUGAAAGAUCCAGUGAGGACCACUGAGAUGCUGGAUGCAGAUGGAUGGCUUCACACAGGAGACAUUGGAAAAUGGCUACCAAAUGGCACAUUGAGGAUCAUUGACAGGAAGAAACAUAUCUUUAAAUUAGCUCAAGGUGAAUAUAUUUCUCCAGAGAAAAUAGAAAACAUCUACAUCCGUAGUGAACCCGUGUCUCAGCUCUAUGUCCAUGGCGACAGUCUGCAGUCGUGUCUGGUUGGAAUUGUUGUCCCAGAUCCAGAGGUUUUUCCCUCAUGGGCUCAGAAGAAAGGAUUUGGGGGAUGCUUUGGAGAACUAUGUGAUAAAAAAGAAGUGAAGAAAGCCAUCCUAGAUGACAUGGUGCGCUUGGGAAAAGCAAGUGGCCUCCACUCAUUCGAGCAGGUUAAAGACAUACACAUUCAUAAAGAAAUGUUCUCUAUACAAAAUGGAUUGCUGACCCCCACUUUAAAAGCCAAGAGACCAGAGCUGAAGGAGUAUUUCAAGACAGAGAUUGAGCAACUGUACAGCAACAUCUCCAUGUAA